CGUAUCAUCUGCCCCAAGGCGGUUAUCAUUUCACUGCUUGGCCAGGACUGACCCAUUGAUUCGACCUGUGGUCUACACACUCAUUAACACAAGCUUAUUUCGAAGCAGUUCCAGCAAGAUGAAGAUGAAGACGUCCGGACUUUUGGGGCUGAUGCAGGCUAUGAGAACGGUUCAGGCAUGCUACUAUUCAGCUUUGAACAUGGAACCACCGGGUGACUAUUACUGGCGGUAAGUCGACACUAUUGAAAGAGCAAUGCUGAAGUUCGUCGACAGAUAUUGCAACGUUGGCUGCGGCGCACUCGACAUGUCUAACUCUGUCUUUCCAGAAUGCUGCACUCCCUUGGCGGCAGGAGCUACAGCUCCACCGGAUUGUUCCUCUGUCAUGUCGUCCCGCUCAGCAGAAGGCACUACCUGUCCUUACCCUACAGAUAUCGGAACGACCGACUUCCCCGACACUUAUUCCUAUCAACCUACUUCUUCUAUACCUCAGAGUCAAGCUGGACAAUCUGCAGUCGCGAGUGAAUCACCCGUCCCCGAUGGAGGUUGCGCCUCCACAGUCUGGGUAACAAGUACGACAACGACUGAAUGCUCCACGUCUUGCGCUACCUCUGAGGCCUAUUCCUCCGCUGCUAUUUCUGAGACGUCGUCCAUUGACCAGGGCAUGUCUGGGAUCGGUGCUUCGGCGAGUACGUCGUCGAAUCCUCCUCCUGCACCUUCCCCGACUUCGCCUCCUCCCGCGUCAUCUGCCACCUCGGAGGUCGUGGUAAAUCCGAGCUGUACACCGUGUGCGUUGUCGAGCAUACCCCUGGUUCAGCCAAGUGAGGGAUGUUUAGGGGAUAGCUGUCCGUCCCAAGGGUGAGUGUCCAAGUUGGACGGACAAACUGACCCCGAAUCAUCUAGUGCCGUGGACCAAGGCCAAUUCAGUGCCAUUGCAAGAGGAUAC
Messenger RNA from Kockovaella imperatae, 943 nucleotides. RefSeq lists its product as hypothetical. The transcript has 2 exons. NCBI's taxonomy places the organism in Eukaryota, Fungi, Basidiomycota, Tremellomycetes, Tremellales, Cuniculitremaceae. The record is from RefSeq and is a predicted model, not a curated record. Bases 254 to 859 code for a protein of 201 amino acids.